This is a messenger RNA of Pochonia chlamydosporia 170, 888 nucleotides long. RefSeq lists its product as hypothetical. The record is from RefSeq and is a predicted model, not a curated record. The transcript is spliced from 2 exons. Lineage: Eukaryota; Fungi; Ascomycota; Sordariomycetes; Hypocreales; Clavicipitaceae. The coding region runs from base 1 to 888 and encodes 295 amino acids.
AUGUCUGGCUCGAUGCAUCACAGGCAACAGCUCCAGAGGAUCAUUCCGCACACCUUCGAAGGCUGCCCUACCGGACUAUAUCCGGUACGUUGUAUCGACGUAACGAUACUGUAUUGUUGGCAUUUGACAAGCUCUGAUUCGGAGCUAUUUUUGCUCUCAAUCAACGGAACUGGCUCUUCCAUAAGAAGCAGAACACCGAAUGGUCACCUCCAACAGCCUCAACGACAAAAAAAAAAACAUUCAUCGAAAUACAAUAUCCGAAUUGUUUGCUGCUCGGUGUCUCUCCUGCCAUUGCUUCCCCCGUCCCAUAACUCCAUCCUGUUCUCUCCAAUUUGGACCGUCGCAUCGACCAAAGACAAGCCCAGUGUGUCUGGCGCGAUCUUGGGGUCUGGAAGAUCCUGGCGCCUAGAAUAUGUUUGUGAGGGGCAAAACAUAAAUCUAGCAAGCUUCGUUCUCGAAAAGACAGAAAGAAGGGCCGAUAUCCAUAUCCCAGGACAUUUUCUUAGCAAAUGUCAAUCCACGGCCGUUCUUCAACGGUCGCGAACCUGGGCAGCUCUAGACCAGCUUGACCAGAAUGUUAGAUCCAAGGUUCUGGCCAAGCCACAUAUAUGUGCCCCAACUCGAUAUCGUCAUCAUAUCCAGUAUAUCCUUCAAAACUCACUGGAACCCUGGUCCGAGGUAAACGUUACAUCGAUGUGGGGACGAUCAAGCGAAGGGUUGCUUGAUGGCACGAUGGAAGCAUCCAGAUGGCUACUGCACUGCACGACUUUGGACUUUGUUGCAGACUCUAUCGUUACCAUCCUGGACACGCAUCAUCGUAAAAUUGCUGACGGACCACUGGUCCCUGCAUCCGCGGUCGGAUCAAUGCUACGUGUGACGAAGCUAUGA